This is a messenger RNA of Acanthaster planci (crown-of-thorns starfish), 2124 nucleotides long. It is a transcript of the gene nudt5, whose product is annotated as nudix hydrolase 5. The record is from RefSeq and is a predicted model, not a curated record. Gene Ontology annotation, biological process: nucleoside phosphate metabolic process; ribose phosphate metabolic process. Gene Ontology annotation, molecular function: ADP-ribose diphosphatase activity. Gene Ontology annotation, cellular component: nucleus. Lineage: Eukaryota; Metazoa; Echinodermata; Asteroidea; Valvatida; Acanthasteridae.
CGAUGUUAGUUAGUUUUGAGAAUGAAGUAGCCUUAUGUCAUUUGUUUCACAUGUUUUCCAUCCUCUGUGAAUGAGUAUGAUCAUGGAGGUAUGAUCAUGAUGAUUGGGGUUUCCAGGAUAAACAGAGCUGUAGAGAUCUAGAUCAGCCUGUUUGGGCAGUGCAGUAUAACGUAGGAAGUGGUUGUUGGGCCAGGUCUCUGUACUGAUUCCCCAACAGUCGAAGGGUACUGCCAGUUUCCUGUCCGGCUCUCUGGCACGCCGACUAACAUCUUCAGAGAUGUCAACCGAAGGCACCAGCUCAUCGUCAGUGAAUGAUGAUGCCCAGAAACAGAAAGCAGAGUUCAUCAAACAAGAGACCAUUCACCGAGAGAAAUGGCUGUCUCUGGAGAGGAUUACAUACAAGGACCCCAAGGGGAAAGUACGGACUUGGGAAGUUGUUGAGAGAACCACCAAACCUCAGAGGGCAGGAGUAGCUGACGCGGUUGCCAUGGCAACCACCGUGAAGCGGUUACUGCACUACGACUCCAUUUUAUUGGUCCGGCAGUUCAGGCCGCCACUCAGGUGUUGCACAAUCGAGUUCCCGGCAGGUUUGGUGGACAGUGAGGAGACAGUGUCCGAAGCAGCAAUACGAGAACUGAAGGAGGAAACUGGCUACGUAGGAACAAUAACCAGCAUUUCUCCAGUUGUGGGUAUGGACCCGGGUGUUUCUGCUUCAACUCUAAACCUUGUUUUCAUGCAGGUUGAUGGUGAUGACCCAGUUAACCAGAGACCAGUGCCCAAUUUAGAUGAAGGGGAAUUUAUUGAGGUUAUCCAUGCACCUUUGCACGAACUCAAGGAAAAACUAGAUGAACUGAGUGAUGCAGGAGACAUUGUGGAUUCCAGGGUCUAUACCUACGCAGCCACGCUCCAUCAGUGCCAGCACAAAGCAGAGGAUGUAGACCUGGAGCAGCAAAAAGGGCUCUUCAAGAAAUGAUAUCGGCAGACCACUCAUCAUGAGCCAGAUCGGUGUUUCAAAAAUGGCAAGGCUAGUUCAGAACAGAGCACGUGUGCAAGUUGGUGGAUGGGCCCCACUGACCUCGGACUUGCUUCAUUUUGGACAGGCACUAUUGGAAUACCGAACUGGCCCCUUUGUAAGGCUAGAGUGAUGCAGGUCAAGCUUUUGCCAUCUUCCUCUGGUCUCCAAGGGACUGGACCUUAGUGAGAAAUGAUGGAGCCUCAUUAAGAUAGUCGCCAGGGUUAGUUUAUACCAUCUCCUGUUUGUGGGCCAGUAGGCAUUGAUAAGCAUGUAAGUGGGAAGUUAACCUGGCUUCAUAAUGAUUAAUGGUUUAGAGACCGAUGGAUGCUUGCAAUGCCCCACCACUUUGAGAUGGAAACCUACCCUGAUUUUAUUUUACUUGGUUGUGAAUGUAAGAAAUUGAGGAUCAAGUGACUUAUAACAAACUCUUACAGUGAAGGAGACAUUUUGUAUAUGUGCAUUGGGAUUAAUUUUGUCACUCAUUCGAGUGAUUUUAAACACUGAACAAUCGGGACACAGAGGUAGGCUGGGAUCAUUUCAAAUAUCCUUUAAAAUAAAACAAAGUGGACUUUGAAUUGUUUGUUGCACAGACUUGCAUUUACGAGGCCUUAUUGUUUCUUUGCAACCUGUUGCCUAUUUUUGGUAAUAAGUAGGCAGGCUGCCUUAAAAAGCUCCUGUAGUGUUGUGUUUUUUUCUGCCAAUGCUACCAAACAAAGUGAGUUCAGGCUGUUUUCAUGUUUCCGUUCUGCUUCCAUGUGCAUUACAGUUUUUAUUUCAUUUUUAAAUUUUAGCCUUCCAGUACCUUUAGUCACCACCUUUAUUUUGUCAAGUUUUGUUGUUUUUGUUCAGAGAGAUUUUAAACUUGAUGUACACUCAUUAUGCAUACAGCACAGGGAAUUCUUGUCAAGUCAUUACAUUUGACUUUGAUUAUAGAAUCCUAAAUCUGUUCCAGAUUUUAUUUCAGUAAUUUCUUUCGAGAACAUACAUUAUAGUAACCCUUUUUGUAAUCUGCGGCAGAGUUAUGUAAAUAACAUUUAUCAAUGGAUCAUUCCGAUGUGAUAUCCAUUCUGAUGUAGUUAUAUAAAUAAUAUAAUCAAUGACCAUUCUGA